UUUCGAAUUCAUAUCUCAAUUUGAAUUUGUAUCUAUAACAUCUGAGAAACAUAUAAGGAGUCUAAUCAGUACAGGCUACAUAAAACGGCUAACACAGUAACAUCUAGCUCGACCGACAAGGGUACAGACUAUCCAUAAACGCCCACGGACAUAUAGAGUCGCAGCCAAAAAUAUCGGUUACACCAUUAUGUCCGACUCCACAACUCCACCGGACAGCAUUUCUCGCUCCUCUUCUCCAGGUCAGGCCGGUCCCCAACGCCGAGUCGUAUCGGGAUCUCUGCGUGACCGUAUAGCCAAAUUCAAUAAUCCUUCAGCUCCACCCCCCGUUCCCAAGCAACAUGUCCCCAGCGCACCUGUGUCGCGCGGCAUGGUCGGAAACCGUAUCCCCAGCUUGGACCGCAAGUCUGCUGGGAUUUUGGGGGUGACUCCUGAUAAAAGGGUACCCGAGAGUAAGGGAAUGAUUGGUAACAGGAUUCCUAGUGUGACUGGCGGCGGGUACUCCCCUGUGCCCUACCAAAACACUGGGUCCAGUAGUGGCGGUAUCUCGACAAAUCCCGCGCCUGCGGUGGUUGCUCGCGAUGCCAGCCCUGCCGGUUCUGCUUCUGGCUCCGUAGACUCUAGUGCUGCCUCCGCUACCGUCGAUAGCUCGGCCUCACCCAUCACUUCACGCUCAUCUACACCUCCCAGUUCGCCUGGGACUGCAGGUACUGCUGCCACAGGCGACGUCCCCCCUAGCCUCGUUGCUGCCACUCUUCCCUCUUUGAAUGCCAAUCUUGGUACCUCGACACCGUCAUCCACUCGCGCUGAGGCCGGAGAUGCAGUUUCCGAGUUUUCGUUGUCGGUACCAUCUACUCCCAUGGGUAACAGCACUCCCCCUCUUCCUGCACCCGAGUACGACCUCGUCGCACCUAAUCUCAAGCUCGCAACCGGGUCUAUCCCCCACCCAAUGGCGCCUGGUAUCACUUCCCAAUCGGCCAAGUUUGCUCCUAGUGUAUCUUCCUCGCUUGCUACUCAAUCUGUGGGCAGCGAGGAGGAAAUUCAGAUGAUGGCCGAUGUUAGUGGGGUCAGUACUCCUAUGGGUACACCUCGCGCCGAGAGGCGGGGGUUGGGAGAAGGGAGCGUAGCCGGAGAAGGAAGUGUAGGCGGAGACGGAAGCGUUGCUGGGGAUGAGGAAGGCUCAGUAAACGAUGUGAGCGGCAAGAUCGACAAGCUUGAUCUUGGCGAAAACACUCCGCCUUCCGAUGAGACCCUCUCUACCCCUGUCAAGGACAUCAAGGCCCCCACAGUCCACGAGCCACUCGAAUCUGCUGCCACCGACAAAGAUCUCGAAGGUCCUCCUACUCCCAAGUCUGCAGCUUCAAGCUCCGACCCCAGCAAGGCGCAAGACCUUGUUGCUCUCAAGCAGGGCCAGCUACAUUCCUCGCCCAGCAAUGUGCCCUCCAGGGACAUUGAUGACAUGGCUGCGAGCGUUAUGGCCCGAAACUUCGGCGAGUACACUAUUGCCCCCGAGGAGAAGAAGGUACAGGGCGGAGAAGCUGGCCAAUUUAUCGAGGAUGUGGAGAUCCCUGAUGAGAUUCUCGUGCCUCCCGCCCAGACUAAGCAAGAGUACGGUGGGCAGGAAGAGUUGCCGAUUCAAGAAGUCGGCAAGGAAGGUGACAAGGACGUUAUCAAGACUGACGAGGAAAAGGCGGCUGAGCAACCUGAUGUCGUUGUGGCUGGUAAAGACGUCCCUGCCACCCAAUCCGCCGAAUCUGAAGAGCCAGGGCCCAUCAAGACAGAUUCGGAGAAGGCCGCCGAGGAGCCCGAUGUGGUCACUGUAGGUGAAGACGUACCGCCCACUCAGUCUGCAGAGGGAUCCGAACCUAUCAAAACGGACUCGGAGAGGGCGGCAGAGGCGCCAGAUGUGGUCCUCGCCGGCGACGAUGUACCUGCUACCUCAUCUGGUGAAACUGCCAAUAAGGGGGUCAUCAAGACAGAUGCGGAGAAGGCCGCUGAAGCUCCAGAUGUCGUCACUGUCGGCAAAGAUGUACCCGCAACACAGUCGGCUUCCCAGGGUGACGAAGAGAAAGUAGUGAAGACGGAUGAAGAAAAAGCAGCAGAGGCGCCUGAUGUAGUUGUGGUCGGAAAGGAUGUGCCUGAAGUCCAGUCUGCGGAGCAGGACGGAAGUACGAUCAAGAUUGAUGAGGAAAAGGCUGCUGCUGCGCCCGAUGUCAUCACGGUCGGCGAGGAUGUGCCUGUUGUACAAUAUGGUGAUGCAGAAGACGGUGCGGGCCUCAUCAAGACCGAUGAAGAGAAGGCUGCUGAGAAGCCGGAUGUUGUUGUCGUCGGCCAGGACGUUCCUGCUACUCAGUCUGCGGAGGAUAACACCCCUAUCACCGAAACCAAGGUAGAUCAACCGCAAGUCGCUGCUGUAGGAUCUGAAAUCCUGCCGGGAGACGUCAUCUCCUCUGACAGGGACAAGGACGUCAAGCAAUUUGAGGUUGAGCCUGCCCCUACCGCACCCUCAAUCCAACCCAGCGCCCCAACAUUUCUUGAUGUCCCCUCACCUGUCGAAAUUGUAGAUGAAGAAAAGACCCCUACUGGCGAAGAAGCUGCACCCGACUUUCCCACGCCUCCUGCAGCCGAUCCUGACGUUGUAGAUCCCAUCUCUGAAACCACCUCUUCGACUGAACUUGAAUCUCCUCAGCAGAGCGCCGUCGCUGCCUUCAACGAACCCUCUGAUGCACCCGAAACGCCCAUCGAUAAAUCAAUGCUGAAGUACUUCCCCGAAGUCCCUGAUGAGGAGAAGCCGAGGGUAGAAGUCCACGUUUCAAGCCCCGCUGUGACGCCUGCCAAGUCGAAGAAAGAGUCUAUCGGGAACCCCAAGAGCCCUACAGGGUUGCCUGCUUCGAGCAGUGAAAGGUCUUUAGGGGGGGAAAGCGACGUUGCUGACCUGCAAGGACAAAGCAAAUCCAUCAGCCAUCCGACUUUAGAUAAUAUCACUCCUAGCAAGUCAUCUCUUUAUGCAGUAGAAGGAGAUUCUUCCGAUCAACUUGACACCAUGACUCCCGAGGCUGCCAAACGGCUCUCAAAGUCAAACUCAAUGAGGAAGAGCCCUAAGAGCCCGCUGUUGGAUGACGAGGAUCCGGGAGAUUUCGAGCCUGGAGAAGGAUGGGCGGUUGUUACUAAGGGAAGGGAUGCCUGAAUCGAGGCGACUCUGAUGAAGGGUGUGAUUUUGACGAUUAUCUACAUGUGGAUUACGGGAAGCGUCUAUGGAUGACGGUCAUGGCCUGGCGUCCGGGGGAUCUGAUGACUUACGUCGAAUUUAUGAGGGGUAGAAAGCAAUUGUA
Cryptococcus deneoformans JEC21 is the source of this 3329-nucleotide messenger RNA. RefSeq lists its product as hypothetical. NCBI's taxonomy places the organism in Eukaryota, Fungi, Basidiomycota, Tremellomycetes, Tremellales, Cryptococcaceae. The transcript has 4 exons. Bases 188 to 3184 code for a protein of 998 amino acids. The record is from RefSeq and is a predicted model, not a curated record.